CCCACCAAAAGCCGGAACGAAAUCUACUAUUAUGUAUAGGUAGUUAUUAGGUACUACAUGCCCUGAUUGCCCUAAUUGCCCUGAUGUCCAGUGUCGCUACUACCUAAUACAUAGUACAUGCAGUCAUGUGUAUUGUACAUUCAAUCAUUGAUGUUACAUGCAGUAGUCAACUGGUAGUUGCAUGGUAUGUACAUAGUACAUAAUACCUACUACCUACAUACCCUGUAUUAUGGAUUACAAAGUGUAUGGAUACAUACAACAAUUAAACUAUCAUCAACCUUACAAACUUCAAAUUGAACAUCAUCUGCAAUUAAAUCAAGAAAGUCAAACUAUUCACUUUGCUUUUUUCUAUGUACUGUAGUUGCCACUAAAUGCCUACAUAUCACGUAAGUAAGUACCUAACUAUCACUUCUUACGCAUAUUGGCGUCCAAUUGCUAAAGAAAAAAAAGAAGAAAAAGCAAACAAGAAUCAAAAAAUAAAGAAAUAACCAAAAAUAAUAAUACACAACCAAGCCGACGUUAUCUCAUUUAUGACAGAAUCUGCUUGUGCAUACAAUACACACAGUACCUACACAUUACUUACAAACACUUUACACUUACACACACUCUCACACACACCCUCAAAUGCAUUUCAUCGUCGAUCCGCCUUUUCUUUCGUUGACGGCCAACUCAUCACUGAACCAUUGAUCACCAUUGAGACUUCAUCAUUGGUCAUUGAAUUCCCAUCCACCAACCAUGGACCGUUUCUCAUCUUUUCCUACCGAGGUUCGGCUUGUCAUCUGGCGGUAUGCUGUCGACAUGGUCUAUGAAUCAGGACCGCCUUGCGUCUGGUCAUUGGCCUAUCGUGCUCCUUAUCUUAGCCUUCAGCUUGAUGGCUUCCCGCUGCCGAAAUCCACCUUUGCCAUCUUCCAGGUGAACCGAGAAUCACGCCACGAGGCUGUCAGCCGAUACUUGCUGUUUAAGGCCCGUAACGGUGCGAAGAGAGGGCAUGUCAACGCGGUUGUUGACGUCUUCAUACUUGAUACUAGUUUGCUGGAAGAGAUGGCGUGCACACCUGAGUGGAAGCCGCCUCGUUUUAUCCGAUCGUGUCGCGCCGUUGCUUGGCCGCCUCCCUUGGCUGCAAUCUACAGCCAAUCUUGGCACAAUCUGUACUUCGUAAGGAAGAUCCUCUUGCCUAGCGUAUGCUUCACUUAUCUGUACCGUGACAAGCUUGAACCUUUGCUCAAGCUCUCUUACUUGCAUACCGUCUACCUGGAUUUCGGGAACCCCGUGCGUAGCGUUGCCAAUGACUACGCCGUGAAAAUGUUCCGACUCAAGCAGGACAAGCUGGGAUUAGAUAGUACGCAUCGUGAUAAAUUCCACGCCUGGUUCCAAGAGCACUCAGACCUCUUAAUCGGCCCCGGGCUGAAACAGAGCAGCGGCACCGACAGCAUGAACCAGCUAACCAAGAUACGUUUCCGAAAGUGGAAACGCAUCUUCUUAGACGAUGUUUUGACAGGGUGGGAACCAUUUGCCCGGAAAGGCGUUGUUGGCAUCCUAGUCUCUGAGCUUCAUCCUAGUUUCUGAGCUUCAUUACGGCCUGCAAACGGAAAUCUAGUCCGGCGCCCAGGCCAGAUGACCUUGCCGAACCCUUGGGAGGACGCAUGGGGAGCCUGCAGGCGAUAGCGCCGCGGCUCUGACCAGGCCAACACCAUAUCUGAUGGGUUUUAUGGAUUCACCUAGCGCCAUCGGCUCCCACUAGGCACUAGGGCAGGGGAUUGUUGACGGUAAUCAUACGCGGUCAACAGUCAACGUGGAGUGACGAGGGGUAGCAUCUGCAGCCAACCUUUUCUGGAAUAAUCAGCCCAACAUUGACGUCUUUGGAAACAGUGGAAACGACUUAUGGGUUUCUGACAGGCUUCCUCUGGUUCUUAUUACCUGGCCUUGCAAUUUGAUCUUGGGACCCUUGCAACUUGCUGAGAUCUUCAUCUCUCGCAACCUUAGCUCUCGCCCUCGCUAAUCGCCCCUCCUAAUUUUCGACAGUUCCUAGUCAGAAGAUAUCAUAUCAUGUCUUGGGCUUCCCAAUGCUGUGUAACCAUGAUGAGAGACUUCAUCGACGAAAGCACCAAUACCCAUACAAUACCAAUACCAAUACCACCAACAAUACAUCACCAACCACCACCA
This is a messenger RNA of Hypoxylon fragiforme, 2163 nucleotides long. RefSeq lists its product as uncharacterized. Bases 736 to 1566 code for a protein of 276 amino acids. The record is from RefSeq and is a predicted model, not a curated record. The transcript has a single exon. Lineage: Eukaryota; Fungi; Ascomycota; Sordariomycetes; Xylariales; Hypoxylaceae.